Sphaeramia orbicularis (orbiculate cardinalfish) is the source of this 2992-nucleotide messenger RNA. RefSeq names its product KH-type splicing regulatory protein (gene khsrp). Bases 183 to 2141 code for a protein of 652 amino acids. Gene Ontology annotation, molecular function: RNA binding. The record is from RefSeq and is a predicted model, not a curated record. Gene Ontology annotation, biological process: regulation of DNA-templated transcription. The transcript has 18 exons. NCBI's taxonomy places the organism in Eukaryota, Metazoa, Chordata, Actinopteri, Kurtiformes, Apogonidae.
AAGAAAACCCCGGGUGAAGAUCAAGAUGCAUUGAUUGGUUAUUUUAAGCAGGGAAGUUUGCCGGCGUGGUAAGCAGUCCUCACAUUGCUGUCCCCGAUACGCUGCUGUUAGCCUUCCCGCUUCUGCGCAGCCCGACCCGGCUAAGUGUUUCCAGCCUUUCCCCCGUGUGUCUUGUGAGCAGCAUGUCUGAAUACGGCGCUUUGCCCACAAAUGGAGUCGGUGCUGGGAUGAAGAAGGACGCCUUUGCAGAUGCGCUACAACGAGCUAGACAGAUUGCAGCUAAAAUUGGUGGCGAUCCCCCAGUAAGUAACAAUGGAGGAGCAGAGAGCUAUCCAUUCGCUGCACAGAAACGAUCCCUGGAAGAAGGAGAUGAACCCAGUGCCAAGAAGGUAGCAUCACAGAGUGACAGAGAUUCUUCAAUGUCUAUUGAAGCUCAACUAGCUGCUCUGUCCCAACAAAGUGUCAGAUCCUCCACGAUGACAGAGGAGUACAGGGUGCCUGAUGGCAUGGUCGGUCUGAUCAUUGGACGUGGUGGUGAACAGAUCAAUAAAAUUCAACAAGACUCUGGCUGCAAGGUCCAGAUUGCACAUGACAGUGCUGGUCUUCCGGAAAGAAGUGUUUCCCUGACGGGGUCAGGAGAUGCCAUACAGAGAGCCAAGGCUCUUAUUGAUGACAUAGUGUCAAGGGGCCAUGAGUCCACCAAUGGGCAAGGAGGCUCCAUGCAGGAGAUGAUCAUCCCUGCAGGGAAGGCUGGCCUUAUUAUAGGCAAAGGAGGAGAGACUAUCAAACAGCUCCAGGAGCGAGCUGGUGUUAAAAUGAUUCUUAUUCAAGAUGGGUCCCAGCCACCUAACGUAGAUAAACCCCUACGCAUCAUUGGAGACCCCUACAAAGUUCAGCAAGCAAAAGAGAUGGUCAAUGAGAUUUUGCGAGAAAGAGAUCAUGCAGGGUUUGGGGAAAGGAAUGAAUAUGGAUCAAGAAUGGGAGGAGGAGGUGGUGGUGGCGGCGGCGGCAUUGAGAUAGCUGUGCCACGUCACUCUGUAGGAGUUGUGAUUGGCAGAAGUGGAGAGAUGAUCAAGAAGAUCCAGAGCGAUGCAGGAGUGAAGAUUCAGUUUAAACCAGAUGAUGGUUCAGGUCCUGAGAAGAUUGCUCACAUCAUGGGUCCACCAGACCAGUGUCAGCAUGCUGCAUCAAUAAUCACUGACCUCUUGCAGAGCAUUCGUGCCCGAGAGGAAGGUGGGCAGGGGGGCCCCCCAAGCCCUGGUUCAGGGAUGCCACCCGGCGGGCGAGGACGGGGUCGAGGCCAGGGGAACUGGGGUCCUCCAGGAGGGGAGAUGACCUUCUCCAUCCCUGCUCACAAAUGUGGACUUGUAAUUGGUCGAAAAGGCGAGAAUGUCAAGUCCAUCAACCAACAAACUGGUGCGUUUGUUGAGAUAUCUCGUCAACCACCGCCAAACGGAGAUCCAAACUUCAAGCUGUUCACCAUUAGAGGGUCCCCCCAGCAGAUUGACCAUGCAAAGCAGCUUAUUGAGGAAAAAAUUGAGGCUCCGUUGUGUCCACUGGGUGGCGGACCUGGUCCAGGAGGUCCAAGUGGUCCCAUGAGUCCUUAUAAUCCCAACCCUUAUAAUGCAGGACCUCCUGGUGGUGCUCCUCAUGGAGCCCCACCUGGUGGACCCCAGUACUGUCCUCAAGGUUGGGGAAAUACCUACCAGCAGUGGCAAGCCCCAGCUCCUCAUGACCCCAGUAAGGCGGCAGCAGACCCAAAUGCAGCAUGGGCAGCCUACUACGCACAAUACUACAACCAGCAGCCAGGGGGCGCCAUGGGAGGCCAGACUCCAGGGGCCGGAGGAGACCAGAGCCAAGCAGCACAGACUGCUGGGGGUCAGCCAGACUACACAAAGGCAUGGGAAGAGUACUAUAAGAAGAUGGGCAUGACUCAACCUGCUGGAGGAGCAGGGCCUGCUCAAGGCCCAGCAGCCACUGCAGCAGCAGCAGGUGGUGGAGGAGCUGCUGCAGCUGGAGGUCAGCAGGACUACAGCGCAGCCUGGGCAGAGUACUACAGACAGCAGGCAGCUUACUACGGACAGGCAGGACAGGCUCCUGGACAAGCAGCUGCUCCACAACAGGGACAGCAGGGUCAGUAACAUGAUUUGCUCGGCCUAUUGGACAGUUCCACAACUCCUUGGACUCUUUCUGUUUUCUGUCAAGACAUUUCCGUUGGCUUUAAUAACACAAGACACAGGAUAACACAUUCACCUUAGUGUUUUCUAUCCAUCCUUACUCUUGUCUAAUUUUUAAAGUCAAAAUUGAAGAAAUGAAAAGGGAACACAUUUUGCUUCUGCAUUGAACAAAGCACUAAAUAAAUAUUUGGGUUACUAUUAUGUUUGCCACUUCAGCUCACCCACACAUUGUGAUACAUCUCAGAAUUUUAAAAAUGUGAAUUAAUGAGCAUCUUUGCUUGGAAACUAGCGGAACAGCAUCUUUAAAUUGACAAUAAUUUUAGUAGUUUUUCCCCUUUUAAUUUCUUUAGGGUAAAAACGGUUUAGCAGUAUUUUGAAUAUUAUUCAAAAAUUAUGUUUGUAAGAAAAAGAGAAAAAGCUCAAGUUUUUGAUCUUUUGUUUUGUCCAGUCUUUUUGGUACUUUUUUUUUUUUUUAACAUUCCUACUGUUUAAGUUGCAGGUGUCUCUCCCUGCAUUCAUAAUGUACUUUUAAUUUUAUUCAUUGUAAUUAUUUUCUUUGAGGGUAACCUGUAUGCGUGUGUCUAUAUAGUGUAUGCUACUGAAUAGAGAAAUGUGUGAGAGUUGGCUGCAUUAAGGCACUACCUGUCCUACAGUAACUUUAUGUAGGGUGGUUGUGUUUGUGAGCAUGUGUUUGCCCUCUUUAUGUCCACAAGAUUUUUUUUGUUCCCAUAGAUUCUGUUAUUGUAUGCUGAUUUUACGUUAUUUUUUACUGCUUGUUUUUAAAUACUUAAAAAUAAAAAACCUUCAAAUUCCCA